AUGGGCCCCUGUACCGCCUCCUCAUGCUGCUGCCAGGCCCGUAAUCUGCCAUGGGCCCCAGCCGACUCCGCCUGCCCUCAUGCUGCAUGCCAGGCCUCCCAGAGUCUCUCAUGGGUCCCUGUACGGCCUCCAUUGCUGCUGUCUCCAUACGCCACACUCUGCCAUGUGCCACUUUCAGGUCUCCUCACAUCUGCUGGUGGGUUCCAUUUUUUUUCAUUAGGGUGCUGGCAGAUUACGGGCCCCCAUUGCUGCUGCCAGGUCCCCGUAAUCUGCCAUGGGCCCCCUAUAUACCGCCUCCUCAUGCUGCUGCCAAGUCCAGAGUCUCUCAUGGGUCCCUGUACGGCCUCCCAUUGCUGCUGUCUCCAUCGCCCACACUCUGCCAUGUGCCACUUUCAGGUCUUCCUCACACUGCUGGUGGUUCCAUUUUGUCAUAGGGUGCUGUAUGGCCUCCCAUUGCUGCUGCCUCCACCGCCA
Molecule: messenger RNA, 474 nt
Organism: Staurois parvus
Lineage: Eukaryota; Metazoa; Chordata; Amphibia; Anura; Ranidae
Source: the annotation of a GenBank genome assembly